AACCUACACAUCAAAAUGGCGGACACCGAUACACAGGUGAAGGGAAACCUAGAUCAUUUUAACCCUAAUGAUUGGAAAGCGGUGUCCUUAACUUAUGUUGAGUACCCUAAAGGUGACUUUCUGGGGUUUAUCUUGGCAUGGUUUAGCUUACUCCCUUUCAUUUUGAUUGUAAGCUUCAUAACUAUGAUCCUUCUAAGAAGAGAUCUACACACAGCAGCAUUUUUUGCAGGUUUACUUGUGAAUGAAUUAAUCAAUAUUGCUAUUAAACAUCUAGUACAAGAAUCUAGACCAGUAAGAGGUCGUGAAAACUUGUACACAGAAUAUGGUAUGCCUUCCAGCCAUACCCAGUUUAUGUGGUUUUUUGCCUCAUAUUUUGCUUUAUUUCUUUUGUUUAGGUUGUAUAAAAACUAUUCUCUUAUAGAGGAUGUGUGGAAAUAUGUUUGUGCAGGACUGGGUGUUUUAUGUGCAAUUUUAGUGUCUUGGAGCAGAAUCUACUUAGGUUACCAUACAAUGAGUCAAGUACUAGUUGGUGUUCUACUAGGGAGCAUACUAGGAGCUCUUUGGUUUCUCAAUGUUCACUUUUUGUUGACGCCACUGUUUCCGUUACUAGCUAGCAGCCUUAUUGGAGAAUUUUUUAUGCUAAGAGACUCCACAUUGAUACCACAUGUGUUGUGGUUUGAAUAUACUUGCUCAAGAAAUGAAGCACGGAGUCGCCAGAGGAAAAUGUCUUCUAGAAAAUCUCAAUGAUGGUACGCCUGGUGGAGAGGAUGACGUCCUUUGCCUACACUUUAGUGGACUUAAUGCUAAAACACACGAAAUCUUCAACCCAUUACCGUCUGUGAUAGAACCCUGCAUGGCCUGGGGGAGUCAAGCUGCUGUGUUCUGCGUGAGAGAAAUGUUUUCGUUUUUGAACCAACCUCACAUGUAUAAACUGUCAUCUGUUUGAUACAUGUCUUUUAAAGUCUAGUUUUGUGUACAGAGCAGUAAAGUCAAUAGUAUAGGGCAUGAAAGGACUGGUGCAAGGUUGACAAAACAAAGUUUAGGAAUUUUUAGAACUAUUAUGCUUUCACCUUGGGUUGAGUAAACAAUCUUUAGGAAUUGUUUUGUUAUAUAUGUUUUUUACAUUAAAUAAUAAUUGGUACUAUUUUCGUUAAUGCUUAUACUUGACACAAGUUUAGGGGCAGCCCUAGAAUAUGCCACCUACAGCCAGUAUUUUUUUAAAAAACUGUUUACUUUGACAUCAUCACUCUCUACACCAGUACCAAGUUUUUUUUUUUUUUUUUUUUUUUUUGAAGCUUUACCGUAUAAGGCAUAUAAAUAUUCAACUUCCAGUUAUAUUGAAUAGCAAUUUCUUGCUAAACAAGGAUCUAAGCACGUUUGUGAUUGUUAAAAAAUAGAUAAUUGUGUCAUCAAAGUUGAGUGUGAGUUAUAACAUUUAACAGUUACGUAGUAAUCUUAUUUGUAUUUUAUUUCUUUGUUGGGUGAUGUAUAGAAAUAUUCUUGUCAUCAGUAGAAAGAAUUCACUUGCAAAGAAUGUGGUGAAUGUUUUUUUGUGAAUACUUUUUCUUUUUAAAGUUUUCUUGAUAUCAGGAACAAUUUGAGCUGGAUGGACUCAGGGGUGUCUUUAAAAUCCUGAAGUUCAAAAUUCUAGCCUUCAACUGGAUUUGAAUAUAACUCCUCAGUUCAGCAGCCAGUGCUUUAGCACUCAGCCACUACACCCCCUUAAGUGGUAUCUGUACUAGUAAAGAAAUUUGUUUCUUUCAUAUUAAUUAACAUAGUCUAUGCUUUAGUCUGUUUCAAUGAUGUCUAAGUUUUGAUAAAUGCAUCUUAUGAAAUAAAUAUCAGUGUUUGACUUGAGGUAUCUUUAUGUGCACCUUAUGACCUGUGACCUCAGGGCUCAUGUAGACCCCAUGACCUGUGACCUCAGGAUUUAUGUUCACAUUAAGGAAGUAUUUCUAUUUUGUCAAAAGUCUUGAGUGUAGCACAUAUAUAUAUAUAUACAUAUGUAUUUUACAUUUUAUUUUCAUUUGAAUGUUUACAUUUCAUGAUUGUAAAAUCUGGGGUUGUUAUAUUGAAACAAAAUGGUCUUAGUUCAACAUAAAGACUACAUGUCAUGUUCUUAUUUUAAUGAACAGUUGUUUUUUUUUUUUUUCAAUAUUUUGAAUGAAUUUAAUCUGUCGCCUGACAAAGAAAGUGUCUCAUAAUGCAGCUCUAUUUAUGUGGGUUUUUUUUUUUACUUGCGAAAUGUGUAUUUCUUUAUGCACUUAUCUUAGUCUGAGCUGAUUCUGGAUUGUGAUUUACAGUUAAACUCCCUCAUAGAUAUAUUUUUUUUAGAUUUUAAAGCUGGCUAGCAGAAUAAGAUCAAGCAUGAAAAAAAAUAUUCUGGAUUUAUUAUUAUUAUUUUUUUGUUAACGGGAUGAAAAAGAUUUUUAAUUGACGCAAAAGAUAUUGCAUAAAAAGUAGGACUUAUUAUUAAUGUUCUUGGAAGAACCAUCUGUAACUUGAAAGAUAAUUUAGAGCUUAUAAAGUUAUCAAAGUAAAAAUCUUUGUGUCCACAAGGAUAACUCAAUUGGCUUAGUUCUGUGAAGUCUAGGAGUGUCCAUGAAAUGUAGGCCCUAAUCUUAAUUGGGGAAAUUUUAAAUCUCUUUAUUUGUCAUUGGUAGAUAGUAAAAGUUAUUUAUGAUUUCUGAAUUAAUACUGGCUCAAAAAGAAAUGUAUUUGGACAUAAAGAAAAAUUGGUUCUAUUCUUUAUUGCAAUAUUUGUGGACAACGCAAUUGUUUCUAAUUAUUUAAAAGAAUUUUUUUUUAUUUCUUCAUAAUUUAAGACUUACAAGUGACAGCAAAAACUUUGAUAGGCUCUUGGGAACUUUUUAGAAAUAUGACGUGAUCUAAGGGCUACAUUUUUACUUGACUCAAAGAUUCAUAUAUAUUUCAAAGCAUCAAAAAUAUAUAGUUUAUUUAACAGUAAUCUUUCUGAAAAUUGGUUUUUAAAAGAUGUUUGGAUUUUAAUUGCUGUCUUCCAGCUACAUAAAACUCAGUCCUACAGCUCCCUCUCUACUGAGUAGCUUUCAUUUCAUCCCCAGCUACAAGGGAGGUAAACAAAAGUGUGACAGAUUGCUUUUGGCAGAUUCUAACCUUGCUAGACAUUAGUUUAGCCUGAAUCUGAAUUGGGAGACUAGACUCUAAUUUUCUACUGUACAUAGGCUUGAGUACCACAGUCUUCAUUUUGAAGUGACCAUUCACUUGCAAAGUUUAGCUUGAUGUCUUGUAUUCACCUUUCAUGUGUUUGAGUGCAAGAUCUAGAUGUCAGAGGAAUAGUCCAGUCUGGUUUGUCAUGGACUUAAAUUAGUGAAGGCGAUUUCUUUAGAAGGAUUGUUAAUGAUGAUGUUACGCUGUCAUGCAAAAAAUACAACAAAAGAAACAACAAUGCUAUAACCCAUAUAAGCCAAUGAAAGAUUAAACCUGGAAAGUGACUGUGACUUAGUCUAUAAUUUUAAUGAACAUUUGUUUUCAACAUGUAUUUCAUGGUUCUGCUUCUAAUUGUAGAACAGAAAUGAUAUUCCUGUUACAGAUAUCAAUAGUUUAACAUCUAUUUUGAAUUUCAUCCUUGAUGGUGUUUUCUUUUUUUCUCAAGGAUCUGUUUUUUAAUGUACGUAAUAUUUGUUUUUGAGAUGCAUUCACCAUUUAAGAACAUUAUUUUGAAACAAAGUUCUAUUUUUACUUAUUUGUGUACAUCAAGAUUCAUUUAUUUUUUGAAACUUUUUGUUUGUGGCUACCUUAUGUUGGCUUUUUUCCCUCUAAGUGCUCAUGUUGUUAUCCCCCCCCGCCCCCCUUUCCCUCUAUUUCCCCUUGUUUGAUUUUAAAAUAUUUAUCUCCGAUGCAAAUAUAUUAUUUUGUUACCGGUACGUGACGACAACAUUUUAAAAAAUUAAACCGAAGAUAUUUUGUAAAAAAAUGUGUGUAGUAAUUGCAUGGCAACCUUUGAGAAGAAUAAUAUUCUCAAUUGUACAAUUUCUUUAGCAACAUUUGAUCAGUAUGGGGCUUGGUGGCUGAGUAGUAAAGUCCUUGGCUUCUGAACCAAGGGUGUUGAGUUUGAAUCCUGGUGAAGACUGGGAUUUCAAGGACACACCUGAGUCCAUCCAAUUAUAAUGGGUACUGGACAUACAUCGGGAAGUUAAGGCAGUUGGUCAUUGUGAUGGCCACAUGACACCCUUGUUAACAGUUGACCAUAGAACAGAUAAGGUUUACAUCAUCUGAUGCUAUUAAUUGCUAGGUUUGAAAGGUUUGAACUCUACAAGAGAUAUGAAUGGGUUAGCAAAUAAUGUCAGGAACUUAUUCGGCUGACUAGACAUCUUAGGUAGAUAAACGAAUGAAGCAAAUAAAGUUUUCAUGGGACUGUUAAGUUAAACUCUUCUUUUAAAAUAUUCUGUGACCUUUUUUUUUAAACUUUGUAAACAAUUUGUUUUCUCAUUGGGCCUCGACUGUUUCCAAUCCUUCAGUCUUUUGUUAUAAACUAUUUUUGUGAUCGAGUUUUCUGGUAUUAUUUGUUUACAUUUUCACAUUACAAUAUUAGAUCUCCAACAGAUACUGUCACUGUAAAGCAUUUCUACUGGUGUGUACGCUAUUGAAAAAUGGUGCUCAAGACACAUUCAUUGAACUCAUCUUGUUGAAGCCAUUGAGUCUGGCAUAGUUCUAGAUUUGAGAUUUUCAUCAGAAUAAUAGAUUGGACUAAUGCAAGAUGAAAGGUUUUAUUUGUGAAAUACUUGUCUGCUAUAUCAAGGUUCAGAAGUUGAACAUUGGUGAAAGCAUUUUUUUUUUUUAAAUUCACAAUUUUAUUAUAAAUUUGUGCUGGUCACAUGACAUUGUCUUGGAUCAUAAGCCACAGAGACGGGCCAACCAUAUUCUUUCUGCCCAAUAAAUUGCUUGCUAUGGAAAGAGCUCUUUUACAAGGGUGUCAUCAGCAAAGUUAGUGGCACAAUUCAUUAUUACUUUUUUUUUUUAGUUGCAGUUAUCUUCUUAUGUCAAAUUUCAAAUGUUUACUUUCACAAAGUGUCAAAAUCACUUAGUAAUAAAUACCUGAAUGUCAGUAGAAGCAAGAUUAUUUCUUUCCCUUGCUAAAUGUUUUAUGAAGUAUGUAGGUUGCAACUGGGGCCUGAAAAUACUGCAUUUCUCAUUUAUAUUUGGUCUCAAAGACAUACCUUAUUAUUAGGGUGAAAAAAAAAAAAAAGAAAACUUAAAUAGACCCCUCUGACAAUGGCUUUGUCUGCAUCAGAUGUGGAAAGUAUGCAGGUCGCAACUGGGUUUACAUAGUCAUGUGUAACACUGCACUCAUUCUUAAUAUUCGAAAUCAAAGACAUUGCCGUUAGACAAACACAUUCAUCUCACUUCAGGAUCACAAAUCCAGGUCUGAGGCUUUGAGUAGAGAUUGAUUUUCACUAGCCACCAUUUCUUGAUUCUCUGUACAGACCUAGUGUUGUAUUAUUGAAGUUUGUCUUUUGGGUGAACAUAGAAACAUCCCUCCCUCCAAAAAAAACAACAACAAAAAAAAAUUAAAAAAUUCAGCGCUAUCAAAGGCUUAUAUUUAUUUGUCUUAUAAAGGUCAUCUACUGUUAGUAUUGCUUGUAAUGUUUGUUGAAGGUCUUAAACAUUUGGAGGGUAAACAGUCUUUCUUUAGGGAGAAAUAAUUUGUAACUUUCAGUUUAGAUAAGAGGAGCUGUGUAUUAGAGUAAAACUAAUGACGUGUAGAUUUACAGCUGUCCGCUUUCUUUAAAGCCUCAUGAAAAGAAUCGUAUAGUCAACAGCCGUCCUUAGGUUCUGCAAUCCACAAUGUCAUCUGUGACACUGACCAGUGCUGUCUGUCUACCAUAUCCUAGUUAGCUCUUUAGGAGUUCUAAUGUUACGAAUCACUUGAUUGUAACAAAGCAUAGAGCUCUGUUAGCUCAAAUGUUACAAUUCACUUGAUAGUAACCAAGCAUACAGUCAGAUACGACAUAUUAAAGCUGCAGUUGUAUAUAUAUUUGUAGCACAUCAAAUUUUUUUUUUUUAAAUAUCAAAUCCUUAAAUGACAGAAGCCAUUCUCUUCACAUGAUGGGAGAUUUUCUUUUUAGUUCUGGUUAAUGGGCAAGUGGCUCAAUGACUUCAAUACCUUUAGUCAUCAAAUACAAAAAGCUUUUUUCACUAGAUUACUUAGAAAUUAAACAUUUUUCAGCUUUUAAAGUUACCUUAGCAGUCUACUCUUGUACUAUAAAUAAUAAUAAUAAUUUUUUUUUUUAAUGCAAUGUUUUCUCAACAUUAUUCCAGAGCUUCAAAUGUAAUUUCUGUAUGACGCUUUGUUUUAUAUUUGCUUGAUUGGUCUAAGGGCAGACAGUGUGACUGAAUACUUGGAUGAUCUGUGAGCAUUAAUUGUAAGAUAAGAUCAUUUUUUAUUGGUCCAAUCAAAUGGAAAUUCAAUUUGACUUUAAUUGACGACCGCAGCGUAACUAGUGUAACAAUAACAAUAUAGAUGCUUGGAUGAUUUGUGAGCAUAAAUUGUAACAGCAUGUGGGAUGAGAUUUAUCUAUCUAGAAAACGUCAUUUGUUAGGAAGGAUCAUGGUCUGAGCAUAUUUUCUGCCAUUCAACCCAUCUAUUUUGUGCCAUUUUAUCCUCCCUCUUGUUAAAGCAUCAGCUUGCUGGAAAGGAAUGCUCCUGCCAUUUGACGCUACCCCUCGUUAAUCUUCUGGCCACAUUUUUGUUUCAAAACUCAUGUGUGUCGAGGAGCUAUUUAAAUUAUUUAAUUAUUUCAUUUUGUGUACAGAACUUUGCCGACCUAAUUUUCUUUCAUUGAUUUCUUCCAAAUUAUUAUUUUUUUUAUCACUUUGCUAAGGUUAUAAAUGUGAAAAUGCCCAUACUAAUUAACUCCCAAAAUCGUAAUAUCCAUUAUUAAGACUUGAUGUGAAAAAAGGGGGGGGGGGUCGUGGUUGUGUGGUAAAGUGCUUGACUUCCUUACCAAAGAGUCUCUAGUUUGAAUCCUGAUGAACACUGUGUUUAAACGUCAAGUUUGUGUUAGUGUGCCCCGAGUCCAGCCAGCUCUAAUGUGGAAGUAAAAAUUGUUUGGUUGUUGUGCUGGCCACACGAUAGCCUCAUUAACCGUCGGCCAUAGAAACAUGAGUUUCUUUCCACAGCGCAAUUGGUUAAAGGGGUAGAAUUUAAUUUCAACUCUUGCAUUGUCAUUCAAACAUUUGGACACUUUAUAUCAAGGUCUCAUUGAACCAUCAUUGUUAGCUAUGUGUAGAUUUUUUUAUUGUAAUGUUGUUUUUUUUUUAAUCUUUUUUUUUUUUUUUAAAUUUUUUUUUUUUAAUUAUUUUUCAAAAUUUAUUUUGAAUGUUAAAAGUUAAUGGAUGAAACAAUUUUGAGUGUUUUGAUGCAAUUGCCAGUAAAGGUUUGGAUCUUUGUAAUUGUUAAGUUUUUUUUUGAUUGAGUGUACACAGUUUUGUGGUCUUAGAUCAUCAAUAAAACAUUUCAUUCAAAUUUGAAACUGUGACUGUAAAGAUGAACGGAUCUAUCAAUACGCACAAUAUUAAAUAAAUAAAUAUAUAUAGAGAUGAUAUAAUAUGUAUAUAGUGAUUAAAUUUAACUUAAUCUAUUUUUACUCCUUUGUAUGUAUGUAGUAUGUGUUUCUAAAUCUACUGACAUGCUAAUUGUGUGUAGUGAGUGUUUCUUAAUCCAGUGACUUGCUUAUAUUUUCAGCAGGGCCUGCCAUAGGUAGGCAGCCGCCUAGGGUCUCCCAUUGAUGGGGCCAUGCACAGGACUCUUAAACAAUUUUUUUUAGAGAAGAAAUAGUGGAACUUGUGCCCAAUGUUUUUGUUGGGAGUCACAAGGUUGUAAGUACAUUGCGUUAAUUUUAUUUUUCCGCCGUUUAUUUAUUAUUUCUAUUUCAUUUGGGGCCUCCAGAUUCACUUCACCUAGGGCCUUCAAUUAUCUAAGGCUGGCCCUGUUGUCAGAAUUCCCCUCACACCCCCCCCCCCCCCCCCCCCCCAAUUCCAUUUCGUAAGAGUGUUGUUGGAGCAGAUACUGAUAUUGAUGCAUCUCUUCAGCUCAGCCUUACGUUGUCUCCUGUUCUCUUGAUCCAUGUAUUUUUAUCUCGAUCCCAUUUUUACAUUGAUCCAUAGUGUAUCUCGACUCCAUUGCUUUUUAAAUGAUCCCUGUGACCAUCAUGAUCCUAUUUUAGCUAAUGUUAAAUGUAACAUAAUGUUUUGGUAAAAGAAUUUGAAAAAAAAACAACAAAAACUGCCAGUACCUGUAUGCAGAGAUCAGCUCUUCAGCAAGUAGAAACUGUACAUAUUGUUUCAAAAUACAGUUGACUCUUCUUAGUCCCAUGCUUUAUAAUCGGACACACACCCAGUAAUCCCAUGUGGCGCCGACACAAUUUCAUUUCAUUGAUGUAUACUGUAUUAUAUAGGGUAUAUUUUUGGAAUAUAGGUGGGCUUUAAUUUAGUACAGUAUGUGCUAGAUGAAAUUGUUUUGUAUUUUUUAGAUCUAUAAAUUAUUUUGGUUUUAUUUUUUUUACCAUAGAAAAACUGAGAAUAUCUUAUUACACUGAAUUUUCUUGACAUACGAUUAAAUGCUUUGAAUUAUAGAUUUGGUAAUUCGCUUUGCAAAUCCAAAUUUUUCAACAAUCGGACACAAUUGAAAUUAGCUUGUACUUUUUUCGGUGUGUAGUGUAGAUACAAUAAUUUAUUGUGGGUGAAAAAUGGGCAAUUUUUUUUUUUAUUACAUAGAAUAGUGGUUUCUGUACUUGUUUAUAUGUGUGAUGACCUCAGUAAAGGCCAUCAUGCGACAACGAGAAACCUUCAAGAUUUGUUUGAGGUAACAUGUAGGUGGUAGUAUCUUGUAUAAACCUUUGAAACCUGCAAGUAUGGUUUUAUAAAUGACCGUACAUGCUUCUGAAGUUUAAAGCAAACAUGAAAGAAAUUCAUAAUUUAUAUUCUUCAUUGCUUUGGUUGUGUUUUUUUUUUUCUGUGUUUAGAUUAUGUACAGACAUUCCUUCAAAAGAGAAGAUGAUUACAUCCUAAAGAUAUCCAUGUGUUAAUCUAGUCAUGCAUGUUAAUUAAGAGACUUUAACUGUUAAAGACUUUGGUUUACCUGACUGAUUCAGGCAAUCUGUUUCAUGUUAGCAAUCUUGUCUUAAUUUCAGCACAUCUUCAUUUAUGGAAAAUAUAUGUUUAGUGAUCAUUGACAGAAUACUAUUUUUUUUUAAGAGUGUGUGCCAUAAUGUGACAUGAAAAGAAUUCCAUCGAAUGUUCGACUUAAUAUCUUUACUUCCUUUAACUCAUUGCUUUUUUGGUUUUGUUUUGAUCAUUAUUUGUGGGAUGGUGCGGGUCAUAAAUUUUCUUUUGUUUUCAGAUGUAUAAUGACUUUGUUUAUCAAUUUCACAUGGUUUAAACCUAUAAAUGACUACAUUUUAAAAGUAUAUUAUUUUUAAUGUGUAUUCAUCAUUGAAUCGAUUAUUGAUUUCCGUUGUGAAUAAUUUUUUUUUUCAUGAUCUCUGCUAAUUGGUAACUGCCACCUUUUGAGUGUAAUGUUUGAUUCCUUUACAUGCAUUUAAAAAGAUUAAUAUGUAUAUAAUUAAUGAUUAAUAUAAUUUCUUAAUAUUCCUUCUCAACACUUGUAUUUCCCUAUUUCCCAAAUUAAUUUGGCUUUGAUUAAACUAUGUUGAAUGUAAA
Molecule: messenger RNA, 9702 nt
Organism: Biomphalaria glabrata
Lineage: Eukaryota; Metazoa; Mollusca; Gastropoda; Planorbidae
Product: dolichyldiphosphatase 1-like
Exons: 8
Coding region: 16-747 (243 amino acids)
Biological process (GO): protein N-linked glycosylation; lipid biosynthetic process
Cellular component (GO): intracellular membrane-bounded organelle; endoplasmic reticulum membrane
Molecular function (GO): dolichyldiphosphatase activity
Source: RefSeq, a predicted model, not a curated record